GCAAAGCGUCUGGAUACGAGGCUUGUAGUUGGCUUCUGUAAAACUAUCUUGACCGUUAAUGAAUAUGAAAAACAGAUGAAAGCAGAGGACUGUGAAUACCAUUUUUUUGUAUUUUAUAUACUUAGUUAGCUACUCUUUAUUACAGCGCCUAAAAACAACAAACAUCAAGAACGUCUUCCUCCAACCAAAUCAACCAUCAAUUCGACAUCAGAACAGGAUGUCCAAAUUUAGCUUCAGGAGAAGUGAAAAGAAAGCCUUUAAGCACAUAGCUCAUGGCUUGAUCCCUGCAGCGACCAUCGCCCCCCGGCCUGCUGUACCCCGUACCCCUCCCCCUCGCAGCCCACACCCCUCUCCAGAGAGACCCAGGUCUGCCUUGGCAGCCGCCAUCUUGUCGUCGUCGUUGACCGGGCGGACCAUCGCCCUCCCGCCUGCACGCCCCAGAUCCUUCUCCGAGAGCGACUGCUCACGCUCAGAGACACACACCACCUUCGAGCCGUACGCCAGCACAGCGCUCUACACGAAAGACAGAUGGCCAGAGUCUUUGGCUGGCCGGCCUCGCUUGCCCUCUCCUGGGCUCUCUGACGACCAUGAUGAUGAUGAAGAGGAGGAGGACGUAGAGAGAUCGGUUCUGUCAGAUGAAGAUGGUCAUGUCUACCAAUCUCUCGAUCGCCGGGGGAGAAGUCCGACCAGAGACAGAUAUGACAUCUACGCCCGGCCUGUAAAACAGAGUGAUGUUCUGUCAGAGGGCAGAGAGGAGACUGAUGACUCCGCCUUCGACGUAGUGUCCCCUCUACCUCCAGAGGAAGCUGAGGUUGAACAGCCACCAGUUCAGAAGGCCGCAUCACCCAAACUUGAGCAGAGGCCUUCGUCUUGGUCUCGUAGAAGCAUGCCUUCCCCAGACUUGACAGAAGAAAGAUUCUGUGCGUCUAAGAAGAGGUCUUCAGCCCAGAAGACCAAGAGUUCAGGAAGCAGGAGAGAUGGACCAUCAGAGGCCAGCAGUGCCUACAGAGAGGUUGUGGACAUGCAGAAGGAGAUGGUUCGGUCUUUAACAGAGCAGAACCAGGCCCUGGGGGCAGACAGGAGGGUGCUGGAGCAGAGGUGUACAGAACAGAGCCUGCAGCUGCAGAGGAGCCACCAGAGGGUCCGGAGUCUGGAGCAGGAACUCAGCAAGGCCUCUGUCCCUACAGCAGGUGAGCAGGCAGAACUGCUGAGUCUGAGGCAGCAAGCCCAGGAGCUGGUCGACGAGAAUGACAGCCUGAAGAUGACCGUCCAUCGCCUCAACGUGGAGCUCAGCCGCUACCAGACACGCUUCAGACCCCUGGGCAAAGAAGAGAGCUCCAGGACCCAUGGCCUUCCACUUAAAGGAUCUGCUCCACCCUGGCUGCUGGACAUGAAGUAUUUAUCUCCAUUGUUGCUGGCUUAUGAAGACCGGCUCACUGAGAAAGAUGCUCUCCUGCAGGCCUCGGAGGAGGAGUUGAGAAGGUUCCGGGUCCGUGUGGAGGAGGUGGUGCAGGAGAACCAGAAACUACACCAGGACCUGAAACAGACUGGAGGAGUCAGCCACAAGGAGUGGAGGCAGCUCCAGGAGCAGGCCCGUCUGGUACUUCAGGAGAACCAGGUCCUGAUAGAGCAGCUGGAGGUGCAGCAUACUAAGGCUAAGGACAGUCAUGGGAGACAUUUGACUGAAGUCUCUAAGGUGUGUAAGCAGCUGAUGUUGCUGGAGGCAGAGAAGCAGCGGCUGGAGGGGGAGCUGGAGGUAACGAGGAGAGAGCUCCACACUCUGCAGACAGAUCACCUCCAGGCACGGUGCAGUCUGGAGAAUGCUGUCAGCUGGGACGAACACCACGCCAUCGCCACCAAACUCAAACGCCAACUGGAGGCUGAUUCAGGCCGUCAGCAGACUGAGCUAGAGGAGCUGCAGCAGAGAGUGACUGGUCUACAGACGGAGAAGAACAGUCUACUGUUGGACAAGACCAACCUCGCUGCAGACAUCAAGAGUCUGGAGGCUGAACUGGAGGUGUCUCGACAUGCUAACAGGAAGGCCCAGAGGCGUAUAGGCCUGUUGAAGCAACAAGUUGAUGACUCUCUAGAGAAGGAGAUGAGAGCCCAUCACUACCUGUCCUCUAUCGUAGCUCUGGCUGAGAAGACCACACAGGAGAGAGACCAGCUAGUAUACAUGGCCUCGUCCCUGGAGCAGGACAAGCAGGGGGUGAUCAGCAGGAUUGUGGAGGACACCGUGCGUCUCGGAAAGCUUCAAGAGAAGGUCAAGGUUUACAAGAAGCAGGCAGCCUGCAGCCUGGGGGUUCUGGGCCAGCGGCUGGUGGAGCAGGAGGAGGACUUUGCAGGGAGGGCUGCCUCUUACCAGACAGAAAUACAGCACCUCCAGGGGCUUCUACGAGACAAACAGCAGGACCUGGACGGAGUGCUGCAGCAGAAAAGAGAGGUGGAAGGUGAGUUGGAGGUGGUGUGGGAGGCAGCGACCAGAGAGAACCAAAGGAUUAGGGAGACCCUCCAGGACUCCAGCCCAUCUCUCCCCUCCCUCAGCCCAGCCAGAGGGCACCACGGCAGGGGUCUGAGCGAUGGACCCUCCCCCGGAUGGCUCUCCCACCCCCAGGAUGAGGUGUUCUACGCCCGUCCGCACCCUGACAGCUCUGGCCCUCCUCCCUGCGUCUCCUCUCCCCAGAGCGGCGGCCGGCCCGGCCCCCACCACAGCCCUAUGUUCGAGUCCGACUCGGACCAGCACCAGAACCCCUCCUCAGACGAGAGCGAGAAGAACGGCAUGGACUUCUAUUCUUAGUGUCCCUUUUGUAUUGGUCUUACAGAAUCAAAUCAAAUGUAUUUAUAUAUCCCUUCGUACAUCAGCUGAUAUCUCAAAGUGCUGUACAGAAACCCAGCCUAAAACCCCAAACAGCAAGUAAUGCAGGUGUAGAAGCACGGUGGCUAGGAAAAACUCCCUAGAAAGGCCAAAGCCUAGGAAGAAACCUAGAGAGGAACCAGGUUAUGAGUAUCUGUUUUAGUAGCCUGGUCCCAGAUCUGUUUUAGUGGCCUGGUUCCAGAUCUGUUUUAGUAGCCUGGUCCCAGAUCUGUUUUAGUAGCCUGGUCCCAUAUCUCUUUUAGUAGCCUGGUCCCAUAUCUCUUUUAGUAGCCUGGUCCCAUAUCUCUUUUAGUAGCCUGGUCCCAUAUCUCUUUUAGUAGCCUGGUCCCAUAUCUCUUUUAGUAGCCUGGUCCCAGAUCUGUUUUAGUUGCCUGGUUCCAGAUCUGUUUUAGUAGCCUGGUCCCAGAUCUGUUUUAGUAGCCUGGUCCCAGAUCUGUUUUAGUAGCCUGGUCCCAGAUCUGUUUUAGUAGCCUGGUCCCAGGUCUGUUUUAGUAGCCUGGUCCCAGAUCUGUUUUAGUGGCCUGGUCCCAGAUCUGUUUUAGUAGCCUGGUUCCAGAUCUGUUUUAGUAGCCUGGUCCCAGAUCUCUUUUAGUGGCCUGGUCCCAGAUCUGUUUUAGUAGCCUGGUCCCAGAUCUGUUUUAGUAGCCUGGUUCCAGAUCUGUUUUAGUGGCCUGGUCCCAGAUCUGUUUUAGUGGCCUGGUCCCAGAUCUGUUUUAGUAGCCUGGUCCCAGAUCUGUUUUAGUAGCCUGGUUCCAGAUCUGUUUUAGUUGCCUGGUUCCAGAUCUGUUUUAGUUGCCUGGUCCCAGAUCUGUUUUAGUAGCCUGGUUCCAGAUCUGUUUUAGUAGCCUGGUUCCAGAUCUGUUUUAGUGGCCUGGUCCCAGAUCUGUUUUAGUAGCCUGGUCCCAGAUCUGUUUCUGCUCUUGAUAACUCCAUUGUUCAUUGUCAAGCCAAACAUGACAAUUCCAUAAGGAGUAGAACCAGCCUGGUACCAGACUAGAACCACCCUGGUACCAGACUAGAAGACCAGGUCUGUAUUGGUCAGACUAGAACCACCCUGGCACCAGGCUAGAAGACCAGGUCUGUAUUGGUCAGACUAGAACCACCCUGGUACCAGACUAGAAGACCAGGUCUGUAUUGGUCAGACUAGAACCACCCUGGUACCAGACUAGAACCACCCUGGUACCAGACUAGAAGACCAGGUCUGUAUUGGUCAGACUAGAACCACCCUGGUACCAGACUAGAACCACCCUGGCACCAGACUAGAAGACCAGGUCUGCAUUGGUCAGACUAGAACCACCCUGGUACCAGACUAGAAGACCAGGUAUGUAUUGGUCAGACUAGAACCACCCUGGUACCAGGCUAGAAGACCAGGUCUGUAUUGGUCAGACUAGAACCACCCUGGUACCAGACUAGAAGACCAGGUAUGUAUUGGUCAGACUAGAACCACCCUGGUACCAGACUAGAACCACCCUGGUACCAGGCUAGAAGACCAGGUCUGUAUUGGUCAGACUAGAACCACCCUGGUACCAGACUAGAAGACCAGGUCUGUAUUGGUCAGACUAGAACCACCCUGGCACCAGGCUAGAAGACCAGGUCUGUAUUGGUCAGACUAGAACCACCCUGGUACCAGACUAGAACCACCCUGGU
Molecule: messenger RNA, 4522 nt
Organism: Salvelinus fontinalis (brook trout)
Lineage: Eukaryota; Metazoa; Chordata; Actinopteri; Salmoniformes; Salmonidae
Gene: cep89
Product: centrosomal protein 89
Exons: 20
Coding region: 218-2797 (859 amino acids)
Biological process (GO): cilium assembly; mitochondrion organization; chemical synaptic transmission
Cellular component (GO): centriole; ciliary transition fiber
Source: RefSeq, a predicted model, not a curated record